Messenger RNA from Ostreococcus tauri, 975 nucleotides. RefSeq names its product NADH:ubiquinone oxidoreductase intermediate-associated protein 30. Lineage: Eukaryota; Viridiplantae; Chlorophyta; Mamiellophyceae; Mamiellales; Bathycoccaceae. Gene Ontology annotation, biological process: mitochondrial respiratory chain complex I assembly; mitochondrial electron transport, NADH to ubiquinone. The record is from RefSeq and is a predicted model, not a curated record. The transcript has a single exon. Bases 1 to 975 code for a protein of 324 amino acids. Gene Ontology annotation, cellular component: mitochondrion.
AUGUCACGCGCGCUCCGAUCUCUCUCGCGCGUCCUCGCGCGCGCGAGCGUCGCCUCGCGAGCGAAAGAUUCGAACGCCGUGCAGUCUUCAGCAACAACUUCACGUGUUCGUUCGUUCACGUCGACGUCCGAGCCUGCGCCGUGGUGGAGCGCCUCGCCGAGCGGACGCGUCGCCACCGUUGUCUCCGCGUUCGCGACGAAGAGCGAUCGCGAGCGAUGGACGACGUUCGGGGAUUUCGAACACGGCGGCGCGUCGACGUGCGUUCUAGUACCGGGCGACGACGCGGAGGAAACAGACGAGAGCGAAGGCCAGGUGGACGCGCGAUUUAUCGCGGAGAGGUUUAGCACGAUAAGAGGGACGAUCUCGAGCGAGAUUCCCGGCCACGGCGGCGAUGGGCCGUCGACGACACGUUUACGCAGGAGCGGGUUCGCCGGCGCGCGGAUGCUCGCGCUGCAACCAACGCUCUUCGUUCCAGAUCCCACGCUCGAUUUGGACGCGUACGACGCGCUGAGUUAUCGCGUUCGAGGAGAUGGGCGAAGCUACGUCGCGAGUGUGGUGACGGAGAACUGGAUGACGGAAACUACAAGCGAGGACGCGUGGCUUGCGACGUUUCAUCCGCCGCCAAACGAGUGGGUCGACAUCGUCAUUCCAAUCGAAGCCUUCACGCAAACCUUUCGAGGUCGAGCCAUGGUUGGCGAGCACAGCAGGAUGAGCGCAAGCCGUGUCGUGCGCCUGGCGAUCGCCGUCGCCGGAAGCGCGUCGGAAAACUUAGAGGAACGCCGCGAAAACGAUGGCCCGUUCAGACUCGACGUGCACUCCAUCGUGGGCUUACGCAUGACCGAGGAAGAGAUGGACGCGCACGCCGCGAGCCGUAGAGGCGAUCACACCAAGUAUCCGCUCGGUGGUUUCGCCCUCCUGGCGCACACAUUCACACACACGGGAUCGGACGACGACGAUGACGACGACGUGUUCUGA